Molecule: messenger RNA, 2042 nt
Organism: Scylla paramamosain (green mud crab)
Lineage: Eukaryota; Metazoa; Arthropoda; Malacostraca; Decapoda; Portunidae
Product: zinc finger protein 501-like
Exons: 2
Coding region: 404-1468 (354 amino acids)
Source: RefSeq, a predicted model, not a curated record
CCGUAACAAUAAAAGGCAAAGAAGAUUACGGAUAACGUUUGUCUCUUGUUCGCCAGGGUUUGUUUAUACUCAGUCGGCGUCAACACGGCUGUCAUGGUACCAUCUGUGAUACCAACUCUCAGUGACGCCCCAGGGCCAACAGCUCUACCAGCAAAGUUGAAGACAGGCAGAAGUUACUAGUCUGGGAGUUGGGCAGGUUGCCAUUCCUUCAGCAGGAAAAUUUUUCUGCACAGCACUGCUAUUGAAGUUUGUGAAAGUAUCAUCUGUGUAGUUCCUGGCAACACAGCUGGGGAGAAGCACAUGGACAGUAUAUAAGUUUGACAUUUUGUAAAACUCUGAAGAAUUUGAAGAGUUUUGUGUGUGAAGCAGUAAGGGAGGCCAUGGUGUAUUGAACAGUGUGUUGAUGACAAUGGAACAAACAAAAGUAUUCAAGUGUGAGGAGUGUGGGGAAGUACUGAAGAGUCGAAGCAGGUUUUUGCAGCACUCACUCUUUCAUGUUGGAGCAAAUGUCUUUUACUGUGAGAAUUGUGAAAAACUCUUCCUUAGUAAGGAGGAGCUUGAUGAACAUACAAAUCAUGAGUGUACUUCAAAUGAGAAACCAUAUAUUGCAGAUAGCAUUAAUGAGAAACAUGCAAAUGAUUCCACUGUGAAGAAAUAUUUUGAAUGUAAUGAUUGCAAAAAAACAUUUGAUAAUAAAUCCGGUCUUGCCCAACAUAAAAACAUUCACUUUAUCCGAAGAGUUAGAAAACCGGUAAACACUCAGAAGAAAGCCAGGGAUCACAUAUGCCGGGAAUGCAUGAAAGGCUUCAGCAGUAAGAGCAUUCUCAGUGUGCACAUGCGCAUUCACACAGACACAAAACAACACAGAUGUGAGGAGUGUGGCAAGGCAUUCACUUGCAAAAACUAUCUUGCCCUGCACCAGAAAACUCAUUCCUUAGAAAAGAUAUACAAGUGCAAUGAGUGCAGCAAAGCAUUCACCCAAAAGAGGUACCUCGCUCAUCACUUAAAUAUUCACACUAGAGGCAAGAGUUGUGUGUGUGAAGAGUGUGGGAAAACAUUUAGCGACAAAAGUAGCUUCAGCCGUCAUAAAAAAAUCCACACUGGGAAGAAGCAGUACAAGUGUGACAAGUGCAACAGAACAUUCAGGCAGAAGGCUUACCUCAAUGAACAUAAAGGCAGUCAUGGUGGGAAGAACCAGUACAAAUGUGACAAGUGUGGUAUGACAUUAGGUAGUAGAAGCAGCCUAAUCAAUCAUGUGAAGAUCCAUGUUAAAGGAAACCAUUUCAAGUGUAGUGAAUGUAAGAAAACCUUCAGCCAGGAAAGAUACCUCAAGCAGCAUGCUCUCUUCCAUAGAGGAGAAAAGAGACACACGUGUGAGAAGUGUCAACGUCUCUUCACCACCAAAGGCAGCCUCACUCGCCACCAGAAAAUGCACGUGAGAGGAAAGAAAGAAGUGAAGUCAGCAUAAGAAAACACUUUUAAACUAAACUAAGCUUUUUUUACCUACAUUAGUGUGGUAGAAACUUGUUACCAAAUAAUGUGGAGAAGUCCAUUUUAUGAUUAGAUGAAAAUGUGGAUGCAUAUGUGUGUGUGUGUGUGUGUGUGUGUGUGUGUGUGCAAUGAUUUUUUAUUAUUAUUCUUUCAUAAGUUUAAUAUUAAAACUAAGAAACAGAAGAUUGAUUAGUAAAUCUGGCUGAAAAUAAUUAAUGUGUUGUGGUAUAUAUAUAUGUACACGUAUUGAUGUAAUGAUUGGGAUUUUGCACGUUUUACAUAUUAAGUCUAGUCACAAUUGUCAUUCAUUUAUUUAUAUUUGGGAUUCAGUUAACAGGAUUGUACUGUAUAUGUAUACUACAGAUUAUGCAUACAACCUUUCACAGAUUUAUCUUUAUUUUCUUUACGUUUAUAGUUAAAUGUGAAGAAAGUACAGAAACUCAGAUUACACACACACACACACACACACACACACACACACACACACACACACACACACACACACACACACACACACACACACACACACACACACACACACACACACACAG